AGAAGGUGAAGGAGAGGACCAACGUCUAUAACUAAUCCGGUCUCUCUGUCUUGGCUCUGUGUCUCCCGCUAACUCUUUCAGUAUUUUUGCAGCUCCAUUUUUCCCGGUUGAAGGUCCCUUUGCAGAGGAAAUCCUUGCUGUGUUAGCUAACUGAACUUUAGUUUGUUCACCCCCACCACCACGUGUCUAUUAUAAGCAAGAGCGGCGAUUCUAACGGGCUUCUGUUCUAGAAAUCCGGCCAUUUAAAGAAAAAAAAAAGGGAUUGUGCAGGAUUGGCCUGGAACAACUCUACCGACAGCUAUUUUGUUGUCUGUUAAGACAAUGUUUUUGACAAUUCUUGCUCCCCAGGUUUCUCCGUUGUCUGGCUCCCGUCCUUUCCCUCCUGGGAAUUCAUGGAAGCCGUCCUAGAACCUCCAUUUUCUCCUUCAUGUUCUUUAGAUGGGAACGAAAAUGGCAUCAAUGCAACGACCGGAGAAGCCCCAGAACGUGAGGUUUCUCCGGCUGAAGAUAAAAGUCCGGUAGAUAUUUUGCCUGACUCUGUUUCUACUGAAGACCAGAGAUUGUUGGACAUGGAGGGAAGACAGGACGGCUCCUCUCCUAGAGGAGUUCCUGAGGAUAACACAAGGAGUGCAGAGUCAGAAACGGGUUCUCCCAAGGAAAGCACCUCAGACAUUGAUGCUCAAGCUCUUGCCAAGGUGGCUUUUCAUUGGAACGGAUUCUUCCGACUACUAAAAUGUCCAAAAAUGAGACAAAUAUACACCUUCCAUCCUGUCGGUGUCCCAAAGUUUUCAAAAUGGAAGGGCAAACAUACACGAGAGGCCUCGGUUCCCAAUCUAAAUCCAGCCGAAGAUACUGAGCUCUACCCUUUCAAGUCUUCCUGGAAGAACUUUACACUUUCUGAGAUCGAAAGUGCAACCAACAAUUUCAGCUCUGAAAAUGUUCUUGGGAAGGGUGGCUAUGGAGAAGUUUACAAAGGGCAGUUGCCAGAUGGGCAGCAUGUAGCAAUUAAGAGGCUUGCACGAGGAACACCAGAGGAGAAGAUUGCGGAUUUCUUAUCUGAGCUUGGGAUCAUAGUCCAUGUUGAUCACCCUAAUACUGCAAAGUUGAUUGGUUAUGGUGUUGAAGGAGGAAUGCACCUUGUUCUACAAUUGUCUCCAAAUGGGAACCUAUCAUCUAUACUUCAUGAUACUAAACAGAAAUUAAAAUGGAGCAUUAGGUAUAAAAUUGCUAAAGGGACAGCAGAGGGUCUUCAGUAUCUUCAUGAGAAUUGUCCAAGGAGAAUCAUCCACAGGGAUAUCAAAUCUGCUAAUGUUUUGCUUACAGAGGAUUUUGAGGCUCAGAUUUGUGAUUUUGGGCUAGCAAAGUGGCUACCAGAGCAAUGGACUCAUCACACCGUACCAAUUGAAGGCACAUUUGGUUACAUUGCUCCUGAGUACUUCAUGUAUGGAAUAGUAGAUGAGAAAACUGAUGUCUAUGCUUAUGGGGUACUACUGCUAGAGCUCAUCACUGGACGCAAAGCUCUGGACAAUUCAAACGAAUCAAACCAAAGCCUUGUGAUGUGGGCAAAGCCUUUUCUCGACGUAAAUGCUAUUGAGGAGCUUGUUGAUCCUUCUCUUGAUGAAUAUGACGCAGAGCAGAUGAACCAUCUAGUUUUGUUGGCAACUUCGUGCACACAGGACUCUUCAUAUCUACGUCCUCGAAUGAGUCAGGUAGUACAAAUUCUUAAAGGUGAAGAAUGCAGCUUAGAGUGUGCAAAACAAAGCCAACACCCAUGCCUUCAAAGGAGCUACUCAAUGCAAGUAGUUGAUGCAAAAGAAUAAAAUUCAAAGCAGCAGCUUGAAGACCUUCAUCUACGUAAGGAGAUUGCUUUAGAGUUCUGGAAGCAUGUCUCUUCGGGACAAGCUUCCAGAACAUGGAUUUAGUGGUUUUUUAGGUAUGUUCAUAUCCAAAUAUAAUGACUUAAAUGUGAGUAUGUUUUCUGGAAUUUUAGGCUUUUGAUGUCUCACAGAAGGACCCCUGAUAUGGGGACCUUAGACCUUUAGAAAAAGAGAAAGGAAUUAAGGAGAAGAUCAUAAGAAUCCUCCAUAAAUGAGUUGUAAAAUGAAAGUGAGACUUUUAUGUUUAAUGCGCAUAUAAAAAUCUUUAAGUUGAUGGCAAAGUUA
Nelumbo nucifera (sacred lotus) is the source of this 2162-nucleotide messenger RNA. RefSeq names its product Protein kinase superfamily protein. Gene Ontology annotation, molecular function: protein kinase activity; ATP binding. Gene Ontology annotation, biological process: protein phosphorylation. The record is from RefSeq and is a predicted model, not a curated record. Lineage: Eukaryota; Viridiplantae; Streptophyta; Magnoliopsida; Proteales; Nelumbonaceae.